Schistosoma intercalatum is the source of this 1451-nucleotide messenger RNA. Lineage: Eukaryota; Metazoa; Platyhelminthes; Trematoda; Strigeidida; Schistosomatidae. The record is from the annotation of a GenBank genome assembly.
AAACGCGCUAAACUAAAGUACAAGGUGGUACCCUGACCUUGUUCCUCACGCUGUGGGCCUAGCAUAUAAAACCAACCAUAAGAGUUGGACCUCUUAUAUUUGAUCAACAUCUAACGGGAUAAUUAAUCACACCCAAAUCAUGUUCCUUCGGUCCAUCAUUGAUAGUUUUCCGAAAACGUGGAUCAUUCAAAAGAGAUAUCUUUCAAAGAUUAAAAUUCCUGAAUAUCUUUUAGACAGAACAGUAAAACCAGAAGAAGUUUUAAGUCGCCUUACACCUGAGGAUACAGAAAGGUUGGAAUUUUGUAUGGCAGAAUAUCAAAAUAUGCUUGAGAAAGGUGCUGAUGUUCCGAAGUCUUUAAAUAAAAGGAAUGUUCUAGACCUGUUGUGCUGCACCAGUCCUACAUCUCGAAUAAAAUUUCUAAAGUUUUUGUUCAAGUGUGAGAAGCGCGAUGAAAAUGCUCUUAUGAAAAAGUUAGAGAAGGUAACUGUUGUCUCUGACAGAACACCUGGAUCUUGUGACCGUAUUCUUCGAAUAAUUGAUGACAAAUGUUUCCGUUCACAUUGGGAUUUUUGGCAAGCUUCUGAAAUACGUUGUCCCGAUUCAGCUCAGCCUUUAUUAUUUGAUUUCUCAUAUGAAUCUGAGAUGAGAUUAGUUGAUUUAAGGUCUCUCUCGAAUCAAAUGACGUAUGUUCUGAACAGGAAUCGUAUAAUGAGACCUCAUCCAUUCCAUAUGGUGCUUUGUGGUUUAAAACAAGGAACAAAUCAGUUUGCUUACAUGGAAGAAGCUUUUGGUGUGAAUGCGAAGCUAUCAACUAUUAAAAGCUUGAACGAGCUUCCGUGGACGAUCACUCCCAAUCAUUUUUCCCAUGAAUAUCCUAUUCAUGAUUUAGAACAGCCUGUUAUACUGUUGUCGCCAAAUGCACGUCAAACAUUUGAAGCUGGUGAAUAUGACCAUAAUGCUGCUUAUGUCAUUGGGGCAAUAGUGGAUAAAGCUGUUCGAAGACCAAUUUCUUCUGCAAUAGCUCGACAGUUACGCAUAAAAUGUGUCAGUUUACCUUUGGAUCGCUAUAUAAAAUGGGGAAGUGGCAAAAGCAAAACACUAUCCAUAAACUGCAUUCAUGCGAUAAUGUGUGCAGCCAAGGAAACUAACGGAGACUGGAAGAGAGCUCUACUUGAAAAUAUUCCUUCACGAUUUUAUGCUCUUCCGUCAAAAGAAUCUGUUGUAUAUAAAAGUACAUAAAGCCGCAUUUGUCUUUACGUAUGCUUUUUGAUAAUACAUAAUCUUUCUUAAUGUGUAAGUAGUCCAAUUCAUAGUACUUUAAUAGAUGUUAACGUAGCUCUAAUAUUGCGCAAACAUACGCCAGUUACUUUUGAUAUUCUUAAAUUACGUAUACGACAUUAUUUGUUUAUAAUGUAUACAAUACCGAGAACACUUUCAUUUCAUCAACUAA